AUGAGCUUCGGUUAUGGCAUUCAUGAUUGGUUAAGUCAUCCACAACCUGGUGAUCGGUGUUCGCUCAAUUUGAAUGCAAAAAAAGCAAUUCUUGCCUUUUUAUCAUUUUUGUUACUUUUGUUUCUUUCAAUAUUCGAAUAUUUCUUCAUCGACAAAUUUUUACUGGUAUUCCCACCUCCAUUGGUUCAUGCUAUUUUAUUCUUGUUUGAAUUGCUGUCGUUUCUUCUUUUUAUUCAUUCAUUAUUCAAUGAAAAACCAGCUUUAUCACUUCCUUUUUGUAUAACACAGAUAAUCAGAUCAUUAGUUUUAUUUGGUGUAAUCAUUUACUAUAUAAUCGAUGUGUUUCAAGAGGAAAAAAUGCCAAUCGAACAUCGGAACAACAAUCAAAUAAAAUGGACAGCAAAAUUGGUUGGUCAUCUUUUCUUUGUAUUAAUGGGGCAUAUAUUUCUUUUUUACAUUGGAUAUUCUACUUACAAGAUUUUCUCAAAUGUGUAUCGAGGGCCUUCAUUGAGAAAAGAAAUGAAUGAAAGAAUAUCUUAUGAAUAUCCAACACCCGCCUGUGGCACGGAUAACGGAUGUCCGCGGGGAAAUCCGGGUCGACCUGGUCUACCCGGGCUGAAUGGAUUUCCUGGAUUCCCUGGGCAGAUUGGAGAAAUCGGAUUACCUGGCAUGGAGAUCGACUACAAGUUAGCCUAUAAACCGGGUUGUCGAGUAUGUCCUGGUGGGAUGAGAGGGCCUCCGGGUAUUCAUGGAGAUCGAGGACCACCUGGAAGAAGGGGACUCGACGGCCCUUCAGGCCUUUACGGUCGACCGGGAGAAGUGGGCAGAACAGGAUUAGAUGGAAUAUCUGGAAUUCCUGGAAUGCCAGGGAAAGAUGGCGAACCAGGUGAACAAGGCAGUGAGGGAUCAUUGGGAGAAAAGGGCCCAAAGGGGGUGCCGGGACCUCCUGGACCACCUGGACCUAAAGGAAACUCUGGAUUCCCGGGAAUACCUGUAGGUAAUUCUGGUGAUGAGGGCCCACCAGGAUUUGAUGGAAUUGAUGGAGAUCCUGGCAAUCCGGGUUUUGAUGGAUUCCCAGGUGAUGACGGAGUUAGGGGACCACCAGGCAAUGAUGCAACAUAUUGUCGAUGUCCUGAUAGAAGAUCA
Molecule: messenger RNA, 1146 nt
Organism: Mesorhabditis belari
Lineage: Eukaryota; Metazoa; Nematoda; Chromadorea; Rhabditida; Rhabditidae
Source: the annotation of a GenBank genome assembly